GCUACUCAAUGCCCAUCUAUAAUACUCCCAAGUGGAAGAGUCAGCUACAGCAUCAACGGCACAGAUGAGUGGCACAAACCUGAAGGCUCAACUCUCUCCAUCGCAUGUGAGCGAGGAUUCGAACUUGAAGGAAGCCCUAACGCUACGUGCGUGAAAGGCGUAUGGACUCCGACUCUAGGAGUUUGCAAGCUGAAAAUCUGCACUAAAACAACACCAACACUUGGAACAUGCACUGCUGCAGCGGUCCCAAAUGGUGCCUCAGUCAAGUAUUUGAACACGAACAGCACAGAUGCAUUUCCAUCAGGGACUCUGGCAGUAAUGAACUGUUCCUCUGGUUAUCCUGUAGGACCAGUAGCUGCCUCAUGCGUGAAUGGAACAUGGGUUCCGGCAACUUUUGGAACGUGUUUGACAACGGCGAUCUCUUCCGCUGGAAAAUGCUCAGGAAUAGUAGCUUUCAAUGGACAAGUUGCUUACAGUGAUCCUGACAUAUUGAAAAUUGAAAAAGACACUGGAACGGUGGCUACGCUCACAUGUUUUCCAAACAUGAUCGCCGAAGGUCCCACAGCGUCGUACUGUCAAAAUGGGACCUGGACACCGGAACUGGGCGCCUGCUUCGCACGCUGUGCAUGA
Molecule: messenger RNA, 630 nt
Organism: Ostertagia ostertagi
Lineage: Eukaryota; Metazoa; Nematoda; Chromadorea; Rhabditida; Trichostrongylidae
Source: the annotation of a GenBank genome assembly